AAAAGAAAAAAAAAAAAAAAAAGAUGGUAUCAACAAUAACAUCCAAGUCACUUAAAGUGAUCAUUGUGGGUUGCGGGAUCGGCGGAUUAGUGACAGCUAUAAUGUUGGAUCAUGCUGGGAUCGAUUAUAUCAUACUGGAGAAAAGGAUAGCUCAUGGGUUCAUGGGGAGUGCGAUCGCACUUUCACCUGUCGUGCUUCGCGUGCUUGAGCAAAUUGGGGUUUAUGAGGAUCUACAUCGACUCAGUAAAGAGUUCAGUCGAACCAAUGUGACGAUGGCAGACGGCAAGAAAAUAGGCGUCAUUGAAGGAGAUUUUUCAAAGUCGCGAUAUGGUUACUAUAACGAGAUUUUAGCACGUCCAGAUCUGAUGAAGGUGCUUCUGUCGAGAGUUGCACCGCAUAAGAUCAAGAUGGGCAAGAAGGUCCUUCGGGUGAUUGAACACGCAGACCAUGUUGGUGACCGACCAAGGUCCAUUCAUUCAGGCUCAGUUUCUGUUUACUGUUCUGAUGACAGCGAGUAUAAGGCUGACCUCGUCAUUGGAUGUGAUGGUGCAUAUUCGACUGUCAGGCAACGCUUAUACCAGAACAUGCAGGCCGAAGGCAUUACUGUUCCUGAAGCAGACUUUGCACCCUUUCGGUUUGAUCAACAUUGUCUAGUUGGAGUGACUAGGCCACUAGAUCCAGAGUUAUAUCCUGCGCUUAAAGAGCCUUUAUGUGAAUUUGAAGUGAUUCUUGCUAAGGAUUACUCAUAUUCUGUUUGGUUGAUGCCGCUUAAAAACAACUGUAUCUCCUGGAUGAUUAACGCAAAAGCUUUUUCAGGGCAGCGUCAGUAUCACGGUCGGAGUCAGCAUCAACAGCAAUAUCAGCAGCAACGAUCUGGAUCUGGAUCCAUAUUUCAAAGAGGAAAAGGAAGUCAUGAGAACCCACCCGAAGAGAACUUCAUUUUCCCAGAAUGGGGACCUGAGGAUGCUGCCGAGGAGCUUUGUAAUAAAGUCCGAGGGUUUAGGUCACCAUACCAUAAUGGAACAGUUGAAGAUUUGCUUAGUCAGACACCCAAGGAUGUCAUUUCAAAAGUUAUGCUCGAGGACAAAAUGUUUGAAACCUGGCAUUCUAACCGAGUUGUAUUAUUAGGAGAUGCAUGCCAUAAAGUCGUCCCUUUCGGCGGCCAGGGCGCAACACAAGCGAUUUUGGAUGCAGUCGCACUUGUGGAAAUACUACACACACUACCUUCGACCGCAGCCAAAGACAUCUCUCAAGCCCUCCAAUUGUACCGAGAGAAGCGUUAUCCAAUUGCACAAGCAGCCAUAACAGCCUCACGGCAAGGAGGAGCCAUCUUUAGUAGUAAGGGUGUUUUUAUGGAUGUCCUUCGAGCAUGCACGUUUCGGUUCAUGCCUCGUUGGUUAUAUCAAAUGACAGCCGAUCGCGCACAAGCAUCACGCCCCAUUCUAUCUUUCCUGCCUGCUGUACCGGAUCGUGGAUCUCUUUGCACCACUGCAGCAUUCCAUGGGUAUGUACGAAUCCUGAAGAUCGAUACUGGGAUCCAGCUCUGCAACAUCUUUGGUAGUACUAUCAGCAUCUCGAUCCGUUCCUCCAGUUGGCGUCAAGCGAUCAACUCUAGAAUCCUGCCUCCGCACCUGAAGACGCCUCUUUGUUGGCGAGAGCAUAUGACUGUGCGCAUCCACGAUAUGAUAGUCUGAAGAAAUACUGAGUUUAUAAUCUUAAUUAUCGUCCAUGCUCUUCUUCAAGAUCCUAUCCUGAGAGUUAAACGAGUGCUUGAGAAUAGAUUGAAGAGAAGAAAGAGUAGAUGAAACU
Lobosporangium transversale is the source of this 1809-nucleotide messenger RNA. RefSeq lists its product as hypothetical. NCBI's taxonomy places the organism in Eukaryota, Fungi, Mortierellomycota, Mortierellomycetes, Mortierellales, Mortierellaceae. Bases 24 to 1694 code for a protein of 556 amino acids. Gene Ontology annotation, molecular function: FAD binding. The transcript has 10 exons. The record is from RefSeq and is a predicted model, not a curated record.